UCAAGUCAUCUUAACCCAAACUAAUCCAGAUGUGCGUUCAAAAUAAGACUGCGCCUCUAAGAGGGCUUUGUAUUCCAACAAGUGGAGAGUGAGGAUGCGCUCGGUGUGCGCGUGGCCAUCACUUUCACUGAUUGUUGACAACGCGCCCCUGCGCGCGUGCACUACUAGAGGAGCGAGGUGAAUUUUCUCUUCACACUGACGGAGCAGCUUCACAGGCAGGGACCAGAGAUGCCUUUUCUUUUCUGAAAAAUAAUAAUAAUAAUAAAUCAACAAAUUGUCGGAACAGUUGCGUAAAACGGAGCGGCAUCGUGAAGAACAGAAGCAGGUGCGCUGCUCGCACUCUUUAUUUGACGGAACCCUGAAGUCAUGCGCGCGCUUAUCGAUGAAAAGUUAAUUCACGCGUACUAAGACAUAGACAGCGGGAGAAGUGAAGUGCACAAGAGCGCGCGUUUCGCUGCUCAUUAAUUACUCGUCGUACGUUCGAGCUGGGAAUAAAAAAAUCGUAAUGUCGAGAAAAAAAGCGGUCAAAGGGAAAGGGAGUUCAAAUACACCAAGCUCAUCUCCGAGCAGCGAUAAAGAGAAGGGUAAGAAAGUCCCGACCCAGUCCAACGGAGUGGUGCAUCCCAGCAGACCCUCUCUCAGCAGCAGCGGAGAAUUCUACGACAUCGCCUUCAAGGUAAUGCUGGUUGGUGACUCUGGGGUGGGGAAAAGCUGUCUCCUGGUUCGCUUUAAAGAUGGAGCGUUUCUGGCCGGGAGCUUCAUCUCAACAGUCGGUAUAGACUUCAGGAAUAAGGUGCUGAACAUUGAUGGUGUGAGAGUUAAACUACAGAUCUGGGAUACGGCAGGACAGGAGCGAUUCAGGAGCGUGACGCAUGCCUACUACCGAGACGCUCACGCUCUUUUGCUGCUCUACGAUGUGACAAAUAAAGCUUCUUUUGACAACAUACAGGCCUGGCUCACAGAGAUUCACGAGUUCUCUCAGCAGAACGUAGUGAUCAUGCUUCUGGGUAACAAGGCCGACUCCACACAUGAAAGGAUUGUGAAGAGAGAGGAGGGUGAAAAACUGGCCAAGGUUUGUAAUGUCAACACACACAAACACACUCAUACUUUUAAUUAUUUAUUAGUAAAACCUUUUUUGGGGAAAAUGUAACUUGAAACCUAUAACAGUAAC
Molecule: messenger RNA, 1171 nt
Organism: Cyprinus carpio (common carp)
Lineage: Eukaryota; Metazoa; Chordata; Actinopteri; Cypriniformes; Cyprinidae
Gene: rab26
Product: ras-related protein Rab-26
Exons: 7
Coding region: 506-1150 (214 amino acids)
Cellular component (GO): Golgi apparatus; endosome
Molecular function (GO): GTP binding; GTPase activity
Source: RefSeq, a predicted model, not a curated record